Molecule: messenger RNA, 1233 nt
Organism: Eufriesea mexicana
Lineage: Eukaryota; Metazoa; Arthropoda; Insecta; Hymenoptera; Apidae
Exons: 1
Coding region: 1-1233 (410 amino acids)
Molecular function (GO): zinc ion binding; nucleic acid binding
Source: RefSeq, a predicted model, not a curated record
AUGAAUGAAGCACAGGUGCUAAAAUACAGCGGUGAAAAGAAUGCGAACAAUUUAUGGAAAUUGAUAAAGAAAAAUAUGGCCGCAGAAACUGAAGAACUGAAGGCUCGCACUUUAAAUGAGUUAACAUAUUUAAAAAUGAAGAGAGACGAGAACGUUGAUAGUUACAUCAAUAGAGCAGAAGCCUUAAAAAAUCAGUCUCAACAAUUGGGUAAAUAUAUUGAAAAUUUUGAGAUUAAAAUGUAUAUAUUAAGGGGUUUAAGACAGGAAUUUGAUAAUAAUGUAAAGAUAUUGGAAACUCGACGUGAUUUAGAAAUAAAUGAUAUAAGAUUUGCCCUAAAACAAGAGGAAUCAAGGAGAGAAAAAAGAAAAGAUGUCAGUGGGUAUAGAGAGCAUGAAAGGGUAAGAAAUGCAAGGGACACAGUGAAAAAUGAUCUCAGAUGCCACAAUUGUGGAAUGGAAGGCCACACGGCUAAUGAAUGUUAUAGAGAGAAACGUUGCUAUAACUGUCAGAAUUUUGGACAUAUAGCUGCUAACUGCAAAGUAAGAAGAAAUCAAAAUUAUCAUGGAAGAGGAACAAGAAAAGAAUUCCAGAGGGGGCAACGAGGAAGAUCUACCGGACAAAAUCGUAACAGAACAGAAGUAUCGCUCAGGACUACGGAUGAAGCUGUAUUGACGGCCAGGGAGCUGCCAAUUGAAGAAACAACGAGUGAAUCGUCCCCAGAAGAUAAAGAGGAAACGAUGCAAACUUCACCAAUUGAAUACAAAAAUAGCAAUGAGGCAGUAUUUGCAACAGCCGAAGAAGAAGAAUUUAUUAAGGACACUAAGAAGGCUCGUACAUGGUUACUGGACACUGGGUCAACGAGUCAUAUGUGUUACGAAAGAGAACUGUUUGAUAAAUUAACUCAUGAUGAAGGGCAAGUGACAAUGGUAGAUAAGAAAGGUAAGAAGUUAAUAUCAGAAGGAAUAGGUGAUGUCGUAGUUAAACAGGUAUCUAGCAAGAAUAAUAUAAGAUUAGAGAAUGUUUUGUGCGUUCCGGAACUGACUACAAAUCUAUUGUCGGUAGCAAAAAUAACUGACCACGGUUAUACGGUAAAAUUUCAUAAAUAUGGCGCAAUUAUUUAUAGAGAUCCGGAUAAAAUUGAGUUGACGGCUGUGCGUGUAAAUAAAUAUUUUGUAAGAUCGCUUUUAGUUGAUAAUGAAACGGUGGCAUUUUUAUCCGAUACAGAUAUAUGA